Haliotis rufescens (red abalone) is the source of this 1499-nucleotide messenger RNA. RefSeq lists its product as uncharacterized. The coding region runs from base 241 to 1497 and encodes 418 amino acids. The record is from RefSeq and is a predicted model, not a curated record. The transcript has 3 exons. NCBI's taxonomy places the organism in Eukaryota, Metazoa, Mollusca, Gastropoda, Lepetellida, Haliotidae.
UUUCAAAAUAACGUAAAAACACGUAAUGAUGAACUAGAACCGCACAUCAGAUAUCAAUACCAUCGUGCACCUGUAAACAGGCUGGUACAAGUAUCAAGGUAGGUUAUUCAUUUGGACCGGGCUUCGAUACUUGUUAUAUAUAUGAGGUCCCCGUUGGUCUUUGUUGCUGUCUGUCACGUGUUGUGUUUCCAAUGUCAACAAGUAUACACUUUAUGACGUUCCACUGAUCUCGUUGGCGCCAUGGCUCCAUACAAGAAGGUAUUCGUAAUGAUGUUAUUGAUAACACCGUUUGUAGCUCUUGUUACGUACAUGAGCAGCUCCAACAUCAUGACCUCUGACAUUCUCGGCAAUAUAUCAAGACUCAUUUUCCAAGAGUAUCCUCCAGCAAGCAUUAUAUCGGUUUAUUCUAUACCUAAAAUUAUCACACCAUUCGAUCAACAUUCGAGUAUCCUAUCGCAUUUACUGACAGGGCACUGGAAAACACGUCCUUUGACAAAAAAGGAAGAUGAAGAUAUAUUGAACUUUCUGUCUGACGUAAAUGUCCGUUACACCUUACCUAAGAAUUAUCAAAGGAUUGAUGGCCUCUGUGGAAAUGUUACCCACACAGGAUCUAAAACUGCUGAGUGGAUAAAAGCCUUGUGUGAUCCUAAAGGAACAACCCCGUGCUGCUUCAACAAUAAAUGUGCUAUGAAGUCCGUGGAGGAAUGUGUGUGUCCUGAUUGCUAUGACAUGCGGAACCAGAAACAUGCUGAAUAUUCCACCUGGAUCCCUUCAGACCCAAGACAUGGCUACAAGAAACACAGCUCCCAAGAAGCUUGCAGCAUCCUCAGCGGAAGCACGAUUCUGUUUGUUGGGGAUUCUCUUGUUCGCCAUGUAUAUACAGCUAUGGUACUGCUUGUUACAGGGAAUAUGAAAGAUGGAGCCAUGAACGAAAAAGUACCACAGAAUGUUAAGAACUUGUGUAGCGGAAUGUAUAUGUUCACAGAAAAAUUGUGUCGACUGCAUCUGAGGUAUCAGCUUCGUGCUUGCAACGGUACAGUUAACCUGGAACUGAAGUACUUCUUCUCUGCAACAUAUGGCCCACAAUUGAAACAAAGUGUUGCAAAUUUAAAUAACAAGUCAUUACUUUUUGUAGGUAUAGGUCCACACAAUCAUUUUAACCAUAAGGAAAUUCAAAAGAAGUUUUUGUUACCAACACUGUCCUACAUACGCAACAAUACGAGACCUUGGCCAAAAGUACUGUGGGCAGCGAGUCAUGCUCCGGGUGCGUUGAAGUCCCCGAAAGUGUUGGCCCAGUCGUACGACAGUGUAAAACGAUACAAUGGCAACAUGGAGAGUUUCCUUAGAUCAUGGAAAGUUCCUAUUUUCGAUACCUUCAAGAUGACGGAUGGAAUGACGAGUUUUGAUGGUCAGCAUUAUGGGCUUGGGGUGAAUGUUGUGAAAGCGAAUGUAAUACUGAGUUACCUGAAUGAAUUGAAAAAUAAAGGAUUGUGGUGAAA